AAUCUUCAAAAGGGUCGAAGAAAGGGGGAAGAAAAAGAAGAGUGAAAACGAAAAUCAAAACCAAAACCCAAAUACUCAAAACCAGAUUAGAGCGUAUUCGUAUCUCACACACAAACGAAAAAACAAAAAAAAAAAACGAUUACUCCCUCUUCUUUUUUCUUCUUCUUCGUUUCAACUCAAGUGUUAAACAAAACCCUAAUAAUCUCAUUCAUCUCUUUCUAGAAUCUUCGAUCGAUUCAUUUUUAGAUCCAUCAACUCUGGCGGGUUAUCGGGUGAAGUUAAUGUCGGAUCCGCCACAAGGGUUACAGUGCCGCCACCGUGAAUCGCCGUCGCGAAAUAAUUACUGAAGCAUGCUUACCGUGGUGCGUGUGCACCUUCCUUCUGAUAUUCCCAUUGUUGGCUGUGAACUCACGCCGUAUGUUCUUCUUCGUCGUUUUGAUUCAACUCUUUCCACCGAUGAUGUUCUUGAAUCUUCUCCUUUAGAUGGCCAUUUCUUGCGUUACAAAUGGUAUCGUGUACAAAGUGAUAAAAAUGUUGCUGUAUGUAGCAUACAUCCAUCUGAGCCGGCCACAAUGCAGUGUGUAGGUUGUCUCAAGGCCAAAAUACCUAUUUCUAAAAGUUAUCACUGCACCGCAAAGUGUUUUUCAGAUGCAUGGCAGCAUCACCGUGCCUUACAUGAUCGUGCUGCAAAUGCAGUUAAUGAAAAUGGAAAUGAGGAGGACGAGGUAUUUGGACGAUAUAAUAGUUCGAAUUCCAACUUAUCUGGCUCUGCAUCAAGUGCUAGUUUGACGAAUGGGUAUGCAGCUCCUAUGUAUCCAGCUGGUAUCAGAAAUGGCAAUGAAACUUGGUUCGAAGUUGGACGAUCCAAGACUUAUACCCCAACUGCUGAUGACAUUGGUCAUGUCCUUAAGUUUGAAUGUUCUGUAGUUGAUGCAGUGACAAAAUCACCUGUGGGACAAGCUAGCACUUUACAAACUAAUAGGGUCAUUCCUGCUCCUUCACCAAUUCCGCGCCGAAUUAUACGUGUUGAUGGGAUGGGGCAUUUAGAUCUAGAUAGGCGUAUGACAUCUUCAGGAACUUUUACUGCUCUGUCAUACAAUGUCUUGUCUGAGACAUGUGCCUCAAAUGAUCUCUAUAGUUACUGCCCUCCGUGGGCACUUUCUUGGCCAUAUCGCAGGCAAAAUUUGUUACGGGAAAUUGUUGGUUAUGCUGCAGACAUAAUUUGCCUUCAGGAGGUUCAAAAUGACCAUUAUGACGAAUUUUUUGCUCCUGAGUUGGACAAACAUGGUUAUCACAGUCUUUUCAAGAGAAAAACAACCGAGGUAUCCAGUGGCAACACAAUUGAUGGUUGUGCGACAUUUUUUCGCAGAGACAAAUUUUCCCAUGUGAAGAAAUAUGAGGUUGAGUUCAAUAAGGCUGCACAGUCUUUAACAGAAGCCAUGAUUCCAACCGCUCAGAAGAAAACUGCCUUGAAUCGGCUGGUCAAGGAUAAUGUUGCACUAAUAGUGGUUCUAGAAACGAAAGUUAACAAUCAACUAGUUGACAAUCUUGGGAAAAGACAACUUCUUUGUGUGGCAAAUACACAUGUUCAUGUUCAGCAAGAUUUGAAAGAUGUCAAACUCUGGCAGGUGCAUACUCUAUUAAAGGGGUUGGAAAAAAUAGCUACAAGUGCGGACAUUCCAAUGUUGGUUUGUGGAGACUUUAAUUCUGUUCCAGGAAGUGCUCCUCAUGCACUUCUUGCAAUGGGGAAGGUAGACCCGUCGCAUCCUGAUUUAACAGUUGACCCACUUAAUAUUUUACGCCCUCAUAGCAAGUUGGUUCACCAAUUGCCACUGGUCAGUGCAUACUCGUCUUUUGCAAGAACAGCAGGUCUUGCAUUCGAGCAGCAUAAAAGGAGACUGGAUGGCGGCACAAAUGAACCUUUGUUCACAAGCGUUACUAGAGAUUUUGUUGGCACUCUAGACUACAUAUUUUACACAGCUGAUUCAUUAGUUGUGGAGUCAUUAUUGGAGUUAUUGGAUGAAGAGAGUUUGAGGAAGGACACUGCACUUCCUUCACCUGGAUGGUCCUCAGAUCAUAUAGCACUCCUAGCCGAGUUCCGCUGCUGCAAAAAUAAGUCUAGGCAUUGAUACUUUAAGUUCAGAUCCAGAGACACAUAAAGAAAAAGGCUGAAAGAAGCAUUUGGCCGGAAGUUAUUGUAAGAAUGGUGGAUCGUGCAUGUAUUUUCCAGGUAUCUCCAUGCGGGAUCCUUGCAGUGAUCUGCUUUGUAUCAUGUUACCUUACUCAUAGAAAAAUUAUGGUGAUCAUGCCUUAUUACUUUCUUCUUUGUCCCUUUUCCCUCCCAACCUUCGCUUCAAAUCUUUUUCCCUUUGUAAAGGCAAAAAUUUCUUCAAAGAUGCCUUACUGGCUCUAAUACAUCCUAGUGAACAAACCAUGUUUUUCCAAUUUAGUGGCGGCUGAGCCUAUAGUUUUAAUUCAUAACAAAGUAGUAGAAUUUGAGGGAAGUUGCUUAACAUGGACAUGAAUUUUGAACUGUUGCUUCAUUCGUAGCAACAUAGGAAGAGAUGUUUACUGUUAACAAUUGAAAACAAGUUAGACACAUUUUUCCGGCUCCCCCUAAACACAAUGGUAGCAAAUGAUCACUCUCUAUCCUUGUGUUGCAAGAAAAAUUGGCAUUUCCCUUGUGUAUAAUAUGAUAGAAGGCAUAUAUUAUGUUCCGUUAA
Molecule: messenger RNA, 2723 nt
Organism: Medicago truncatula (barrel medic)
Lineage: Eukaryota; Viridiplantae; Streptophyta; Magnoliopsida; Fabales; Fabaceae
Product: carbon catabolite repressor protein 4 homolog 2
Exons: 12
Coding region: 351-2129 (592 amino acids)
Molecular function (GO): 3'-5'-RNA exonuclease activity
Source: RefSeq, a predicted model, not a curated record